Molecule: messenger RNA, 1679 nt
Organism: Rhopilema esculentum
Lineage: Eukaryota; Metazoa; Cnidaria; Scyphozoa; Rhizostomeae; Rhizostomatidae
Product: ras suppressor protein 1
Cellular component (GO): cytoplasm
Molecular function (GO): protein binding
Source: RefSeq, a predicted model, not a curated record
AAAGAUUAGAGGUGUGGCUUCCGUUUCCGUCCAGGGUGGGUUGGUUGGCCUAACCCCAUCUUCAAUGUUGGUUUCUGGACAUGAAAAAGCGUUAAGACUUGUUUGCUAUAAAGGAGAAGUUCUGUUGUAAAUUCAUGUGCUGCUGACUUUGCUUCGUAAGUUUGUCUAAGAAAAGACUACAAAAUGGCAAGUCGUGGAAAGUCAGUUAAAAAGGUAAUGGAAGAAUAUGUAGACAGGAAUGAAACAGAAUUAGACCUACAAGACAGAGGAAUUGAAAAUCUUCUGGAUGUCCCAUUCCUUAGUCGGAUGAGAAAUGUCACAAGUCUAAUUUUGAGCCAUAAUAGGCUUGUAUCUCUACCACCAUCAUUAGCGGAUCUUACAAAUCUUGAGAAUCUGAAUUUGUUCAAUAACGAGCUGGAGAAUAUACCCACAACCAUUUGUAAUCUUCCAAAGCUGAAGUUCUUGAACCUCGCACUGAACCAUUUGAAGACAUUGCCUAAAGGUUUUGGUGCUUGCCCAAUGUUGGAAGUUCUUGAUCUCACAUACAACAACCUCACUGAGUCAUCACUGUCAGCAAAUUUCUUUUAUCUUGAGCCAUUAAGGGCAUUGUACCUUGGUGACAAUGAAUUUGAGGUUUUCCCAGGGGAUGUGAAACAUUUAAAAAACCUACAAGUGCUUGUCCUUCGAGAUAAUGAUCUCAUUGAGCUACCCCCUGAGGUUGGAGAGCUAUCGAGACUGAAAGAACUCCACAUACAAAAUAACAGACUACAGGUUUUACCUCCAGAAAUUGUUUCCCUUGAUCUCGUCAGCAAUAAGAGGGUUCUGAAAGGCGAGAAUAAUCCAUGGAUUUCAGAAAUCGCGGACCAGUUUGCACUCGGUGUUUACCAUGUCAUGACGUAUCUUAAAACAGAUGACUACAUGAUUCGCUACAAACGCUUCGUAGCUGAAAACAAACAACCACCACCCAAGAAAGAAAGAGAAAAGAGCCUAAAAAAGAAAAAGGAUGACAAGAAGAAAUGAAUAAAUCCUGGUUGACUGUAUAUAGUAUCUAUAUAAUUUCAUCGUUGCAGUGCAAAUAAAACUAAUUAUAAUGUGUUUAUCUGUUGUAAAAGGUUAACAUAUAUUCACGGUAUUGCAAGCAAAAGACUGAGGGAUGAUAUAGAAAAGCGAAUCUAUUAGAUCGAAAGGACAAACGGUGACAUUUAAAUGCAAAGAGUUUAGUAUUUUAUGCUCGUGUAUUUUUAUGAUAUUGAUGACAAAUUUGACAAAAUUUUUCAAGAUUGAUCCCUAAGUGCUGCAACAUUUUACCAUUUUGUAACUUUUUUAUCUCAAAAUGCUUACAAAAGUAACAAGCUAAACCCGUUUAUUAUUAACUUGCGUUCUGUUUUUCAAGCCCAUCAAUCUUUGACCUGCCUUGUAAAGUCAGCAGGGUGUUGGCACUCCUUGUAAACAAUGCCCAAAAGUCAUUUGCUCCUCCACUGUAGUCCUCUGUAUUUGAUUCUUCCGUGUAAUCAUUCCAUUUAACAGGACAAUAGUCGAUUCAUAUUUACAAUAGGCCUACCCGCAUCCAAAGUUUUAUUAUUAAUUAAUGAAAAUAGCCACAAGCAAAAAUUUUCUACCGUAAUUUGUAUUUUUCACAGUUUUGCUGUAAAUGAAAAGUGUAUAUUAAAAGAACUCAA